Molecule: messenger RNA, 5108 nt
Organism: Cryptotermes secundus
Lineage: Eukaryota; Metazoa; Arthropoda; Insecta; Blattodea; Kalotermitidae
Gene: Amun
Exons: 6
Coding region: 1-1074 (357 amino acids)
Source: RefSeq, a predicted model, not a curated record
AUGGCUUCCGUAAAAGAUACAGCAACUUUCUUCGCUAAAGGAACAUCAAAUCAAUUCGAAUAUGUUUUGAAGUUAUAUCCUGAAGCUCUUAAGUUGAAAGCAGAUCGAAAAACAAAAAAGCCGGAAGAACUGAUUAAAUUGGAUAAUUGGUAUCAGAAUGAACUUCCAAAGAAAAUAAAGUCUCGAGGGAAAGAUGCCCACCUGAUUCAUGAAGAACUAGUACAAACUAUGAAAUGGAAGCAAACUCGGGGAAAAUUCUAUCCGCAAUUGUCAUACCUGGUGAAGGUAAACACACCCCGUGCUGUGAUGAUGGAAACCAAGAAAGCAUUUCGUAAAUUGCCAAAUCUGGAACAAGCCAUUACUGCCCUCAGUAACCUGAAGGGAGUCGGAACAACAAUGGCGUCAGCCCUGCUGGCAGCAGCUGCUCCAGAUCAAGCCCCGUUCAUGGCAGAUGAGUGCCUUAUGGCUAUUCCUGAGAUUGAAGGCAUUGACUACACCACAAAGGAGUACCUCAAAUUUGUUCAGCAUAUUCAGACCACAGUAGAGAGGCUUAACAAAGAGACUAAUAACGGGACGUGGAGCCCACAUCGGGUUGAACUGGCAUUAUGGACCCAUUAUGUUGCCUCAGAAAUGAAGCCGGAAUUAUUGAAUAGUAUCCCAAACCCAACAGAAAAUGGGACUUCCCACCAUGAUCAAAAGAAUGGAGAUUCCACCCCAAAACCACAAGAACCUGACCAGAGCUCAGAUGAGAGUACCCAAGAUUCAACCAACGGAAAGCAUCCUGCAGCAGUUCCGACAGAUGCACUGGAUGAUACGACUACAUCAUUCACAGAGGAUUCAUUGGACAAACCCUUAACACCGACAGCAGUCCCCCCUGGUGAUGAGAACACCAAUGACUCCAUUGCCACUUCUGACUCUGCAACCAACGAUUCAACGGCGAUCGCUACAGCAAUUAUUGCGUGUAACAACAAGAGAGACGAAGAAGCUACCACUAAGGCAGAGACAGAAGAGGAAACAACAAGCAGCCUUGAAGAGCCACCAACAAAGAAAACAAAAGUGGAUGACGAAAAGUGACCGAAGUACCAUUUUUUUUAUUAAAAUAUUUUGAACUCACGAACAAGACAAUGUUUUCACCCAUGCAAGCAAUUUAGUUUUUUUUACAAGUAUUGUUGUACAUUACAUACCAGGAUAGGGAACUGUCAUGUACAGUUUUUUUUUGUAACUGCAUGCAGAGGGGAGAAAUGACAAUCAUAUUGAUUCAGUGGAGAUGGGAAGUUUUUUUUUUGUGGCGUUUGGUGGUAUGUACCGUCUCUGUAUUAUGGUGGUGACUUUUGAACACCACUUACUGCCUACUGUCUUGUGAUUGUGUGAGCUCUCCUGUCUGUAAGCAGUCUCAGCCCGUUAUUUUGCCCCGAGGUACCAAUUCAGUAAGUAAAGAGAUGCUGUACUCAAAUUGCGGGACUGAAACGUGAAAUAUAUUAUUCAUGUCUUAUGUGUUGGUAUUUAAUUUAAAAACACAGUACUUUUCAUUUUUUUUUGCACUGUAAUGUGGAUUUACAGUUAUUUUAAUACAGUCAAGAAAAGCUGUUUAUAACAGUGGAUUGGUAGCACGCCACUGUGAUGGUGGCAUCGACAUAUAUAGAUCAGAACUUGCUGAAGCAGGUUACUGAGUGAGAAGGCUCUUCUUUUCCUGAAUUGUGGAUGGUGUGUUCAUUCACAGAUCACAAGUGCUAAUAAAGAUCGGAGUUCCAUUCUCUGGAUAUGACGUGAACAAUUAAUAAGUUUUUCCUUCUUAUUAUUUUUCUAUCAUGAAAAAAUUCAAAUUAAAUUUAAGCAAUGUUGAAAAAUAAAGUUUCUAGUGCAUAAAUGUUUGGACAUAUGUCUGUACGUACAGAAAUUUUCUUUUUUCAGUUUAUAUUUUGCUUAUACUCAACAUUCCAAGAUAUGUUGUAGAGAAAAGAUGUUUCUUUGAUUUAGUUGUUAGACAUAAAAGAAUGAACCAUUGGAUGCAAAAGUGAGCUACAUUUAUAACUGCAAUUUUGUUAAUUCUAAGAGAUCAUAAAUAAGACAUACAAGUUUGUGAUGAUGGUAUAUUAAUACAAUUAUUGUGUUACUGGACAUUAUCCAUCAUCCUGUUUUAUUUAUUAAAAAUGUUUAGGAGACUGGACAGUGUUUCCUUCCUUAUGUAAAAGCCUGCACAGUUAGGCCCAGUCAAUACAGCUAGUCCCUAUCUGCGGACACCAAAACCAACACGACAGGAUAUGUAUGUCUUGUGUUUGUUCUGAAUUGUGAUGAUGAUGAUGUAGUGCCAUUAUGCUUUCUGGUUUCUGGAGCUUGUCUGUCGUUUACUGAACAGGGCGCUACAUUUUGGAAAAAAAGUUGUUUGCAUCCUAAGAGAAAAUGAGGGGAGACCUCAAUUAAAUUGGGUCCACAAGAAGCUGUGGAUCCAACUGACUGAGCGGCUCCCCAAUUGUUUGCUUGAGGACUGAAGAAGAUUAGGUUUCUGAAACUUUGCAUUCUGUUUGAAAUACCAGACUUGGCUAAGGAGUUACUAAUCACAUUCUAGUGGCAUCGUUUUUUUUUACCUCAACUCAUUUUAUAUAAGAACAUGAAGCUGAUGUUACACAUUCCAAAGCAUCAUUUGCAGGCUUCUUGAAAGACUCGAGUACCUUAUAUUGAAAUUAUGCAUGUAUCUGUUGGCUUUCCAUGCAAGUACUUCUGAGUUUUAACAGUUUUGUAAGAUAAGGUGCAAUGCAUUGCUACUACUAUGUGGGGCAUUGUACAUUUGUAGCAAUAACUUCCUCACAUUGAACUUUGUUACUGAAAAUUCUUCAAUUUAUGCUUUAUUUCAGUGCAUUUUGUGUAGCUCAGAUAAUGAUUUAGACUGCAAGGUGAACAUGGCAGCCUUGUUCGAUGGUUAUAAAUGUAAUCAGUUUUGCAUUCAGAAGGUUGUUGCGCAGAUGAUGUAAAGUCUCGAUGUGUUCCAGUAGUUAUCGUGUACCCACCAGUACCAAGUUGCAUGUCCAGUGAUUUAAUUUAACUAUUUAAUAUGAACUACUGAAAUAUGAAUUUUAUCUGUCCUUAGUUACAAGGAAUCAGUGAGGUAAUUAUGUUCUUGUUAAUAAUCGAUGAUCAUUUGUAACAAAUGUUGCACAUUUAAUUCAAAUUCCCUAAACCCCUACCCAAUUUUUAAUGGUUUUGUGAGUAUUUUUAUUGAAAUUGAUUGGUUAAAUUUUGGUCUCAGUAAGAUUGGUAACAUUAUGGGUUUGCUGUUUUCAAGACUUGUAUGAUAACAGUAAAUUUGAAGACAAAAUUAAUGAGGGAUGUAAUUCUGUACAGCUAUUAUUAUUUCAUUAGUUUGUUUGUUUUUUUUAUGUGUGUGUGUGUGUGUGUGUGUAUACAGACAUUUCACAGGAGUUUGUGAAAGGAAGUUGAAAGAACUUUUUUUUGGUAACUCUUCACAAGUGUUAAAUAUGCUUGAUGAAUGAUUAAACCAAACUGAUUCUAGAGGAGGGAGUAUCCUAAGUGAUUGGUGUCAUCAGUGGUUUUACUGGCAAUUAAAUGCCUUAUUUAUUACACUGUAUAUCUGCUCUUUUUUUUCUCUUCCAGUUUUGAUGAGGAAUGUAAUUAAUUGUUAAUGACAGAGAUUACAGUUUUCCUGAACAUUGGCUUUACUAAUACUGGUAUAAAACCGAGACAAGUUUGUGUGUAUGUUAUCGUGCAGCAUUGUUUCAUAAUGUUUUCAGUAUAUUGGUAAAGCAGAAAACACUAAAGAAAAGUGCACUUGGAGAAAAAAAUGUCAUGGGACAAAUCAUUUCUUCCUGUCUUUUUUGUUUUUUGUUUUAAAUUAUGUAUUUUUCCCUCCCCCUCUUUUGUGGGGCCUGUUAAAUAGUUGCGUCAUGCUUGAAUGGGUGGGUCUUUCUUGACUUGGAUGUGUAAGUAGGGAAACUGUUGUAUAAAUACAAUUCAGAUCUACUAAAAGCAUGACAUUGUGUCAUUAGGAAUAAAGCAUCAGCUAUGCAAUCUUUCCAGAAAUGCCACUAAAAUACCGAUUGAUUGCCUUUUUUGUAGACAUGUAUUACAACACGUGCAUACCUCUGAAAAGUGAGAAAAAGAACUAACAAAACAAAGUACAUAUAAUUUAAAUAAGCUGUAAAGAAGUAUUUAAUUGUCAUCGCCUGACUUUCAUGAUGAAAACCAAAACAAACGUAAGAACAGUACUAUGUGCUAUUUUUUAUAUUUUAUGACUUUGUAGGUACAACAUUAAAAUAUCUUGUUCAAUAAAUUAUGAUAAACAUAGUUAUUAAUUGUAGUUAGUGGAAUGAUCAGACUAUGAUCAUGUAUUCACUCAAUGGCCUUAAGACUUGUCACAGAUUUUAAUGUUUCACCGUUCACUUGCUGUUAUUUUGUUUAGUAACUUGUCAUUUAGAAUGAACUACGGAAUGUAGUGGGAGUGGGGAGAAUUAGGGCGUCCCACUGAAAACACACUGAAAUGGUGAUGAGAAUAUUAAUGCAAUUGUUAUUAUGUAUAUGUUGUAGUACCUUCAAAUUGAACAUUGGUGAUUGCAUGAACCUUGCUUAUUGUAUCCUCUUUUAUACUAAAUAGCAACUUGUUAAAAUAUUUCCUUGACGUAUUUGAUAGUUUUCAAGAAUGGGUCAUGAUGCAACAAGCAUCAUCAAAUUUACAGGUGCCCUGCAAUUUCCGGAGGCAACCUUGGACCUUAUGUUUGUUGAUAAUUUUUGGGCAAUGUCAAGAAAAAUUCAUUUGCACUAUUUAAAUACCAAUAGAGAAUCAUAAGUUUUACAUCACAUUAUAAUCAGUUUAUGAGAAUGGAGUUUGUGGUGAUCAUAUUUUUAAGAGUCUGAAGAAAUAAUUCUUUUGUUCUCAAGAGGAUAAAGUUUUAAAGGGCAGUGAAUGGUCGCAGAUUCUGUGUAUAAAAUCUUAUAGAUACUGACAACUGUUUCCAUUGCCUUAGCUGCAGGAAGCAAUCUUGCUUUGAUGAACAGAUUGGAUUAUUUAAUUCUUUGUUGUCUAACAUGAUACUGUGAGUGGUUUAGAAUGUGAAGAACCGUUCUGUUUGGAAACAAAUAGAUACACCUUUCCCAUC